Messenger RNA from Oncorhynchus masou masou (cherry salmon), 9724 nucleotides. RefSeq names its product zinc finger E-box-binding homeobox 1-like. The record is from RefSeq and is a predicted model, not a curated record. NCBI's taxonomy places the organism in Eukaryota, Metazoa, Chordata, Actinopteri, Salmoniformes, Salmonidae.
UCGACUUGAGGUUACUACAGAAGGGUUAUAGUCACCCGCUGCGGACGCAGGCAAUGUUUCACACCAUUCGUUGUCAAUUGUCACGCACCGACACUCCAAAAAGUGCUUCUUCGGGCAAAGGGAGCCUUUGGGGGCAUGAUGGCCGAGGAGAGCAGGGGCAAACGAAGGAAGCAAGCGAACCCGAGAAGGAAUCAAGUGGACAUUGAGGAGGCCAGUUCGCUGGGCUCGGAGGGGAAGAAUGAUGAUAAGGUGGGUUUGUGGAGCCUAGAGGUCCAAGACUAUCAGGACAGCCUGGACCAGACCAGUCUGACCCCCAGCGAGGGAGAGGGUGACGGGGAGGGGACUGAGCCAGCAGGCAGCCCCAGCCCUAGGGGUCUCUCAACUCGGCCCCACAACCUAAGCCUCAGCCCCAGCCCCAGCCCCAGAGGGGGCCACUGGGCAGAGGGGGCAGAGGAGGAGGAGAGCCCUGGGAGUGGGCUAACCAUGGAGGACAAGGAUGGAGAGAGGGAGCAGGGAUCACUCAAGACCUAUACAGGUCACAGGUCAGACAGUCAGGCCCUGGAGGACAUGGCCCACUAUGACUUCCUGGUGCAGCUGAGAAAGGCAUCCUCCCACCACCCUGCCUCCCACCACUACCACCAGCACCAUCAGCCCCCUAACGGCAGCGCUACAGCCCCAGCCAUGUAUCACCCUGGCAGCCUGAACCUUCACGAUGACCCCCUUCCCAUCUGGUCUCCUGGGAUGCAGCGCUCACCUGAGGGACAAGAUGGCAUCCCUCUGAGUCCGGAUGCUAUGAGGAACCUUCAGGCAUGUCCUUUCUGCCAGCGCACCUACCACCUCGGUGCGUCUCUACGCGAGCACAUCAAGUUCUGCCAUGAGCGGGACGGGGGGCACAUGGUGUGCCCGGUCUGUGGGUACACUCCCCGCUAUAGGGCACAGAUGGAACAACACAUGGCACUGCACAGUCAGGUAGAGGAUAAGCACCCUGGGUCCGACCAUGGCAUAGAGAGCAGGAAGUUCAAGUGUCUUCAGUGUGGGAAAGCCUUCAAGUACAAACACCAUCUCAAGGAGCACCUCCGCAUCCACAGUGGUGAGAAACCGUACGAGUGCUCCAAUUGCAAGAAGCGUUUCUCUCACUCUGGCUCCUACAGCUCACACCUCAGCAGUAAGAAGUGCCUGACCGGAGGAGGAGGAGGCAGCGGAGGAGGAGGAGAGGGGAGCUAUAACAACGGACAUGGCCACCAUGGGGCCUACUACUCCUCCCUUGCGUCGCCCUCUGCCGGUAGUGGAAGGAACAGCAGUAGGAUGGGAUCUCCAUACCUUCCCCACACCCAGGAGGAACGUCCUCCAAUGGGGUUAGAGAGGAACCUGUAUCUCCCUAGAGACCAUGGUACGCGUCUCCUCCGGGUCCAGGAGCUAGGCUGGGAGUUGGGCCGGCGGUGGGACCCCACGCCGGAACGCUUUCUCCAGGCCAGUGUGUUCAAGGAGUCCACCCUGCUGCCGUACCUCCAUGCCGGCACCGGGGAAAGGUUUGAGCAGAUGCUGCAGGCGAUGCUGCACAGGGAGGAGGGAGGGUCUGGCUCAGCCAGGGAGGAAGGAAGACUGGGGGUUCACAAUGGCGGGAGAGAAGGGAAGGCAUCACCGGAGGCUCUGUUGAAACUAAAACGCGACCGUUCCGGCUCGGGUGAUGGCCAGGGGGUAAGUGGAGGGGUAACAUGUCGUUGGUGCUCCCAGCUCUUUCCCAGCCCCGCCAUCUUACUCCAGCACGAGCGCUACCUCUGUAAGAUUUACCGAGAGGCCAAGGAGGUGUCUGAGGAUCCUCACAGUAAAAAACACCUCUCCCUCUACUUCUCCACCAGACCCCCUCUCCACCCACCACCAUCACCAGAUAACCACAAACCCCCUGCGAUGACCAACGGUUUCCCGAAAGACAAGUCUCCUCUCCAGAGACCCAGCUGGAACUCUGUCCCUCAGCAGCUGCUGGUUGCCAUGCACUCCCCCUUCCCGCCCAGCCCAGACUCACUUGCCAUGAGGUCCCAUUGGUCCAGCCAGGAGAGUGGCAGGAGUGACGGCAGCCCUGGCCAACCAGCACCAACCAGCCCUGCUACAGACAUGUCAUCCCCUCCCCCAUUGGGGCGAAGACGGGUCCCCUCUUCAGGGUUCGGCUCGCACCUCUGCCUGGACCUGUCCUCUGCCAUCCUCAACACUCCUGCAAGCCGAGCCGCCCCCCAGGGAAGGACCCAUCAGUCAUAUAGCUCUGAGAAUGACCAACCCCUGGAUCUCUCCCUCCCCAAGCCCCAGGAGGGGAAAGCCAUAGAGGACAGCAAGCCCUAUAAUGGACACCCUCACUGGGAAGAGAAGAGACAGAAGACCCAGAGAGACCAGGCAGAGAACCAGCACCACCGGAGGCUGAGUGUCAAUCUCAGUCCACCUCCUCACCAGCAUCAUGCAGUCUACAGCGGCGCUCAUAUUGUCGGGGGUUCCAUCUACAGUGCCUACCCUCUGUUUAACCCUAUGAUGCCUGCUGGGCUAGCUGGCUCAGAGCAUGAUGGGGUUCCCUCCCUGCCCCUCAGCCGUCCAGUUAGCAACCAGGGAUUCCUCUCACCCAUGACCUACAUGAUGGAGUCAGACACAGACGCUGUGCUGAAGAGGAUCCACCAGGAGAGACGAGCAUUAAUGGGUGAGGUGAUUGGCCGCAGGGGUCUGGACUACCUCUCUCUGAUACAGGAGGGAGGAGAGGGCGAGGGGGGGCCAGGGAGGAAGAGACUACAGAAGACAGGCGAAGGCCUGUACGCUUGUGACAUCUGUGACAAAACCUUCCAGAAGAGCAGCUCUCUGCUCCGACACAAGUACGAACACACAGGUAAGCGUCCUCACGAGUGCAAGAUCUGCAAGAAGGCCUUCAAGCACAAGCACCAUUUAAUUGAACACAGCCGCCUGCACUCUGGAGAGAAGCCCUACCAGUGUGACAAGUGUGGCAAACGCUUCUCCCACUCAGGCUCCUACUCCCAACACAUGAACCAUCGGUAUGCCUACUGCAGCCUGCACCAGGACCAGGAGGGGGGUGAGGAGCUUCCUCUAACCCCAGGAGGGCCCACCGAUGUGGGCCACAUGGCCGUGGACACCCCCCUUUCCAUGGAGGACACCCCAACAUUUCUUAGUGACUCCAGUCUAGAUGGGGGGAUAGAAGGGAGAGUAGAUGAAGAGGAGGAAGAAGAGGAGCACGAGACAGAAGAGACUGAAGGCGGACGUAUGAAGGAGGCAUGUAGUUUGUCAGGGUCAAGGUCUGGUGAGGGAUUGGGGCCGAGCCCCAGUCUGGUACAGGGGUCCCCUGUGGGGAGGGACAGAGAGAGAGAACAGAGGGAGAGAGACAAAGAGCAGAUCGACAGACACAAUGAAGAGAGAGAGAGUGCUGGUCUAGGGACUCACGGACUAGAGACCAACCAUCACUGGGACAAAGACACAUUGGAACGAAAUGGAGACCAGAACACAGACACAUACGAGCUGAGCCCGGAAGCUCCAGUGUCAAAACUCUAGUGUCAUAACAGUGGACAAGUGUGCCAAAACAAUGCAUCAAAACAUGUACAAAUAAGGAUUAAGAGCUGUGUGAAAAUAUAUUUUUAAAAUGCACUGUUCAAAAUAUAGCAAAACUUAUACUGUACAGGUACAGUAAGUGACUUCCAAUGCAAAGCCAUAUGAACACAACCAAAAUAAGAACCACAUGAACUGACAGCAUAACACAAAGUGCAUAGUAAGAGCCAUGGGUAUGAUAUUCACGCUGGUCGGUAUGUUAGCAUGCUCAAUGUUGACCACUACAUAUCUGUCAUCACAGCUACCAGUUGACCACUUACGACUGGUAAAGGAGUAUGCACUGCAAGGUGAUGUUGUUCAUGUUGUUCUGUAGCAAGCAGUGUUGUUCAAUGUGUUUCCAGUUGCCUUAUCAGUAUAAUACAGUAUUUUUUAUUUGGCAAUACAAGUAUUCACCUUUGAAGGUUUUUAUAUCAGAUUUUACAUCAUAUUCUCCAAAGACCAAGAGGUCUCUACUGUAUCAAACAAUUGACCUCUGUGCUUUAAAAUGAAUAAGCAAUAAAUAAUAACUAUUAUUCAAAUUAGAAUAAAGGAUCAAAGAUGUAUUAUUUUUUGCCAAAGCUACAAAUUGGUUUAGGAUAUGUCCAUUAUGACUGUGGUCAGCUGUGCAUUAAUUAUGGGCAUUAGUAUGCAGAUAGAUUAGUGCCAAAUUAUGUAAAUUAGUUAUAUUGGCACUAAUAUACUGUAUCUCCAUACAAACACAGAUUUACCAUUGGGUUUCCAUGGUGACUAAUGAAUGGCUAAUAUACUGUCUAAAAGGUCAACAGGGAAGCCGGUCACUACAAACGCUCACUGACUUUUACACUGAGCCAUUAGGAAGUUGAAUGCUGGGUAGCCACCCUAAGCCUGGUAAAGUAAAUUGAUUUCUCCAUACCUUACCAUAUUUCUACACACAACAGAAAAACGAGAGUCAAAAUUAAAAUGGUUUUAUUUUGUUUUCUUUGAAGAAGGAGCAAAUAAAUGAAACUUGUACUGCCUCACAAAAUGUUCCAUAUCUCUUAACAGACAUGUGGAGUUGCUGUCUCUAUUAGAAAAAACGCAAAUACAUUGUCUCGCUCUAUGAAAUAUAAGUGCAGUAUUAUGCUUGUACCACAGUGUAGGUUCUACUACAGUUGCCCUUGAAUAUAUUAGCACCCUUGCACGAUUCACUAUUUCUUCUCAAAUAAGUUGAAAUUGAAAAUAGUUUCAUGUUCACACGUUUAUUUGUUUGGUUAAUAACUGCACAGGACCAAGAUCAUUUUUAAAGGUCCAAUGCAACCGUUUUUAUUGCAAUAUCAAAUAAUUUCUGGGUAACAAUUAAGUACAUUGUUUUCAAUUUAAAUGGUUGAAAAUAAACAAAAAAUGUAUUCUUAGCAAAGAGCAAUUUAUCAAGAAAGAAUUUUGUUUGCUAGGACUGUCUUAGAGUGUGAAGGGGAAAAGUGAAAACUAACUGUUACUAGCAAAAAGGUUUGGAACUCUUUUGUCUUAUUGGUCUAUUAACUAAUUUACUGCAUGGUUAUGUCACCAGGCAGGCCAAAACUCCAUCCCACCAAAAUAGACUGAAAUUUCAGGCGAUCUUUUCAAACAGCUCUUAUACUAAAAGGGCAUUAUAAUUUUUACAAUUUCACAGUAUUAUUCCAACCUCAUACUGAGGAAAUAUAUAUAAAACACAGGGAAAUCAUGUUUUUGACUGCACUGGGCGGUCAAUUAGAAUUACAAAACUGAAUUGAGAUUUUUCACUUCAAAUGGCCUGGAAUAAAUUACUCACAAUUCUAAUUAAUUUGGUUGGAGGCAGGAGAUUCUCGUUUACUGUGUAAUUGAUGUAAUCUGUGGUAAGUAGCAGGGUAAAAAUAGCUAUUCAACCAGUUUUGAAAAGAUCCAUUCUGAUCCAUUUAUUGUAAAGUUUAAGGGUGCCAAUAGCACAACUGUUUAUGCCACCACAAUGAAAGCAGUUCUGGUGUAAACAUAAAAAUAGAAUUACUAGAACUGGACAUUCCCAUUCUUUCAGUCUCUAUUUCUAUGGGUGUGUCCACAGCAACAGAGUCAACCAAGGUCUCAGAACAGAUUCUAUAACAUUUAUCAUCUUCAUACUUCCUCAAUCUGACUGUGGUGUAGUCCAUGUGAAAACCGCCUCGGAUACACAGUAUUCAGCCACUGUGAGUCAUAUGUGACUUCUCUGCUACUGUCGAUAAGAUUGAGAUACAGAGAGCUGAGAUGUGACCAAACCAGUGUCUUCAGUACAUACUUGACUACUGUACCUGUGUGGUAGUCCUAAUCGGAUACACAGUAUUCAGCCACUGUGAGUCAUAUGUGACUUCUCUGCUACUGUCGAUAAGAUUGAGUUACAGAGAGCUGAGAUGUGACCAAACCAGUGUCUUCAGUACAUACUUGACUACUGUACCUGUGUGGUAGUCCUAAUCGGAUACACAGUAUUCAGCCACUGUGAGUCAUAUGUGACUUCUCUGCUACUGUCGAUAAGAUUGAGUUACAGAGAGCUGAGAUGUGACCAAACCAGUGUCUUCAGUACAUACUUGACUACUGUACCUGUGUGGUAGUCCUGCUAACAUCUAAUGUGAAGUCUUCCUGACUUCAGAGUCUGGAAAGGCUGUUUUGAUGUUGUCAGCACCAUGCGUUGAUAAUUAAGGGGGCUGUGCUUUUACUGGUUGGCUCUCCUCCGUGUCUUUCUCACUCAAACACCCACAUGCACAGCCACACACAGCCCACUGAGCACAGCCCCCCUUCAAUUACAACUGUUGGAAUUUCAAAUCCAAACAAUGAGAGGUCUCAACUCCCCAGGAAAAAAUAAUCGAACAUUUGAGAGUACCAAUUAAUGCGUCCACUCAAUUUCUGAGCAAAUAUUGCAUGUACAACGGAAUCCUGUCCAGACCAGUGUGUCACCCAGGGCCGUCAUACCUUUGCUCAAGACCAAACAUUUAAAGUAGGCUGAACAAAUGUACUAAAAUCAUUAAAAUCCCAAUUAAAAUGCAUAGCAGAGACCAGCGACAGUGUCAGUCUGCUUUGCCAGUUAGUGCAUCAGAUUGCUUUGAAAUUGAUGUCGGCAUUUGAACUCGGCCUUGUAUACUUUGUUGUAAUCUGAUAGCCAUGUGUUCAUUUAAUUGGGAAUUGGGAGGUGAGGGAUCCCUCAUUUUUGGUGACCAUUCGAAACCAAAAUCUAUUUUAUUGCUAAAAUAUAGGCUGUGAUAGCUGUAAUACAUUUCCACCUCUCACUCGGUCAGUUUUCCUCGAUUAAAAGGAGAUACUCUUACAGAUCAAUCUUGAUUGCAAAAUGUCAUUAAAUAUUGCUAAGUUAUUUAGCUAUAGUAUGAAUUAAGUUUUUUUGUAUAAUAAAGUAUAAUAGUAUAAGAGUAUAAAUGUAUAAUCACCCAUACAGUGCAACUAAUAGCAGAUAGACAAGCUGGCCCGCUCCAGCCGUUACCACGAGCUCAUCCUCACCAAAUAAGGUGCCACCAACCACCUCCGUGGUUGCAAUCAAUAUUAUCGGAGCCGCCUGGUCGAUACAAAACGUUUCAAUAUUCUCGGAGCCGCUUUGUUCGUUGAUACAACGCUUCAAUAUUCGCAGAAUGUUUGCCUUCCCUGGCGAAAAAUGCAAGUGCGACAAUGAGCUGGGGCACCCUCGAGGAACAUCUCUGAAUGCAGCACAAUGAGCGCACGAAACAAUGCCACUGUCAUGGUAGUCCUAUGCGCCGUUCCACAAGGGUGGCUUCAUAUAUAACCUUACAUAAGACAGGCAAAAUCAAAAGGAGGGUGGAUGGGCGAGUCGUUGAGAGUUUGAAUCUCAUCACAGAUAACGUGAAUGUCUAGUAACCCAAAGGUUGCGAGUUUGAAGCUCAUCACGGACAUUUUUAGCAUUUUACCUAAUUAGCAACUUUUUAACUACAUUUAGCUACUUGGCAACUCAGUACAGAAAGGCAUAGUGGAGCUCCAUGGCUUGGUGCUGAAUGGACAGCCUUCUGUCUAGAGCCAGCUUUAUAAUUAUUUCGUUUGUGUGCAGUGUUGUGGGCACCAUGAUGUUUUAAUAAAUAUCUUUAUUUUGCAUUCAAGCCUCAGUUUUUGAUUUAUUCCUUUUUUCAACAGUGUGUGGGUUUCCAUCUCCAGUUGGUGGGCACUUAGACAUUUUUGGGCACUGUAAGGUAGCCUACAAUACAUUAUUGAAAAUCAUAACUGGCACGCAGCUCUUUAGAAAUGGUAGGAUGGUAAAGAUACCUGAUUAAUAAAAAAUGACUCAAGUAGAAGUGAAAGUCACCCAGUAAAAUACCUCUUGAGUAAAUCAAGUCUAAUAGUUUUUGGUUUUAAAUAUACUUAAGUAUCGAAAGUAAAUGGAAUUGCUCAAAUGUACUUUAGAGUCAAAAGUAAAGUACAAACCAUUUCAAAUUCCUUAUAUUAAGCAAACCAGAAGGCACAAUUAUUUUAGAUUUUUUUUAUUGGCAGAUAGCCAGGGGCACACCAACACUCAGACAUUAGUCCACCAGAUCAGAGGCAGUAGGGAUGGCAAUGGAUGUUAUCUUGAUAAGUGUGUGAAUUGGAUCAUUUUCCUGUCAGGGUAAAUGUAUGGAGUAAUAAGUACAUUAUUUUCAUUAGGAAUGUAAGUGAAGGAAAAGUAAAAGUUGGCAAAAAUAUAAAUAGUCAGAUAAAGUGCAGAUAACCCAAAAAACGACUUAAGUAGUACUUUAAAGUAUUUUUAAUUAUGUACUUUACACCACUGUAUUUUGUAUGGUAUGUAUUCAUUUGUGGAUGUCCACCACCCAUUUCGUAUGAUAUUUUAGUAAUUAUAAUUCGUAUGUUACAAAUUUGCAAAAUGUACAAAAUAUGUCACGAAGUGGCUAACAUCAGGUGGCUAACAUCAGCUAGCUCUCUAGUGUUAUGCAUUUGUAGAUUUUCCUUUUUGUGUUUCGUUAUUUUCGUCAUUCUUUGGUCAAGUGUUGUUUGUCUUCCUGCGUCGUUGUCGAUUGUAGGCCUAAGUAGGUCCUUUGAUGUAGGCUAUGCCUUUUCUUUCAAUGCAGGGUAGGAUUUAUCUGGCAUAGUUUGCAUUUGCGGUCAGCUGUUUUAUGCACAGGUUACUUUCACGUUUGAUGUUGGCAUUGUAAGUCGGCCUUGCAGUGACUUGUGUAUUAUGCCUCUAUUUCAUGUUCACUGUAUUCGUUGUUCCACUAGUAAAUGUUUAAAUUCAUGAUGAGGUUGAGUAGUGGUUGACAUUGCAGCCUAUUUUGUUGUUGUUGUUUUUUUUGUUUUUUUUGCUGUUCUCCAAAUAGCAUUUUAGAGUUUUUCAAUUGUGUAGAAAUGUAAUAAAUGAGCUUCAACCUCCUAAAAAAAAAUCAUACUUUGCCAUAUCCUAGGUUUAGCUGAACUGACACCACUGGUGUCACAGCUCUUCCUGGACUGUGUCAAGUCAGUCAUGUCAGCCAGGGUACCUGUGUGGAGCCAUACUAGUGCCAAAAGAAAUGAGAUUUUAAUUCAAUAAUUUUGAAUUUGUAUUCAGAAAAUGAAUUUGAGUUCAAUAGUUCUGAAUUUGUGUUGUACAAAUUGAAUAUGCCUGACACUUACUCUAUCACUAUGAAUUGAAAGCCCAUCAUGGGCUUGUCUAUAUUUAGUAACAGAGAGUGCUGUCAUAUAUCCAGUCAGCCAACUUCAAGAUGAUCCAAUUUUGUAGUAUUGAACUGCAAGCCUACAACUGCCUCAUGCCACCAGCUGUUGUUAAUUCUAUUAUAUUUAUAUCUGCACAAAAUACUUUUAUCAGGCUGUAUUUUUUUAAAUCAACUCAUCUAUUCCUUUUGUAUUGAAUUACAUUUAGUAUUGUUGUCACGCCCUGGUCUAUAUUUAUUAUGUUUAUCUUCAUUUAUUGGGUCAGGCCAGGGUGUGACAUGGGUUUAUUUGUGGUGUGUUUCGUCUUGGGGUUUUGUGGGGUGUAUAGCAUAGUCUAUGGCUGCCUGGGGCGGUUCUCAAUCAGAGUCAGGUGAUUAUCGUUGUCUCUGAUUGGGAACCAUAUUUAGGUAGCCAUAUUCUUUGAGUAUUUUGGGGGUGUUUGUUCCUGUCUCUGUGUCUUCACCAGAUAGGACUGUUUAGGUUUUCACGUUUCCGUUUUGUUGUGUUUUGUAUUGUUCGUGUUUUUUCGUUCUUCAAUAAAUAUGUCUCAAAAGUA